Molecule: messenger RNA, 738 nt
Organism: Eutrema salsugineum
Lineage: Eukaryota; Viridiplantae; Streptophyta; Magnoliopsida; Brassicales; Brassicaceae
Exons: 1
Coding region: 225-428 (67 amino acids)
Source: RefSeq, a predicted model, not a curated record
UGAGACAUUAAAAACAAACAAAAAAAAACACUUCAAAAUUUCUCUUCGAUAAAACCCUCCAGAAGUUUCUCACAAACAGUUUUAUCCCCGAUAAAUUAUUGAAUUUCCCCCAAAAGCCCAGUAGUUUCUCUGACCAACCCAAAAAAUUGUGCAAAAACUAAAACUUCCCCAGGAAAAAAAAAAAAAACAAGAAAGAGAGAAGAAUCAGAUCUGAGAAAAAAACAAUGUGUUUUGUGUGUUUAUGCGAUGAGGAAGAGACAGAGUUAGGGAGACAACAGGCGCCUGGAUCAUGUCCAUACUGUGGAGGUAAAGUGCAAAUGCUUGAUGUCGAAAGAAAAUGGAUGUUUUGUUUCGUUCCUCUCUGUUUCAAGAUCAAGAGGAAGUAUCUGUGCUCUUCUUGCGAUCGCCGUCUCGUUUUGUAUCAUUAAAAUAAUAAUAUAUUCGAAAUUUCUUUCUUGAUUUCCUUCUUUUUUUCUUAAUGAUGAUAAAGUAGAUUAAUUAGCGUUUUUUAUCAAGGAAAAUAAUUUUAGUCGGUGGUUUUUGGUACGUUUUUAGUUUAUCUAUGUCGUCGUGUAAACAGACAUUGAUCUUUAGAAGUUAGAACUAUCUUGUUCAAUAUGGUCAAGUAUGAUGUACUUUUCUUUUGUCUUCGAGUGUCUUCUUAAGUCGGUCUAAAAUUAAUAUAUGUAAUGAAGUUUUAAAUGUAUAAUGAUGUAAUGAAGUUUGCAAAAUGUUCGA